Perkinsus marinus ATCC 50983 is the source of this 345-nucleotide messenger RNA. RefSeq lists its product as hypothetical. The record is from RefSeq and is a predicted model, not a curated record. The transcript has 4 exons. The coding region runs from base 1 to 345 and encodes 114 amino acids. Lineage: Eukaryota; Perkinsozoa; Perkinsida; Perkinsidae.
AUGCCAUCCUCGGCUACCACGGCUGCUGAGCUCUGGCUGGCAGAUCUUAAACGUGCUCAAGCGACUCUUCAAGACGUCGUUCGGGAGUGUGAUGGGACGCUGAGAGCAGCUGCCAUUGGAGGAGGUGGAGGACGGUCGCAGGAUGGUGUUGGAACGGCUAUCGCAGUAACUCGAGGGCGCAUUGCCCAGCUACGCCAGCUGCAUACACACUUAGCGAGAGGCUUGGCCAACCUCUCUGGCGAGCCAGAAGCGCAGUUGGAAGGGGACAUUCAGCGUGCCUGGUCCAGCUUCCAGUCCAAUCUCCAGCGAAGGAGUGGCCAAGCUGAUCUCGAGAGUGAGCCGUAG